This is a messenger RNA of Meyerozyma guilliermondii ATCC 6260, 2826 nucleotides long. RefSeq names its product Med16p (gene MED16). Gene Ontology annotation, cellular component: mediator complex. The record is from RefSeq and is a predicted model, not a curated record. The transcript has a single exon. Gene Ontology annotation, biological process: positive regulation of DNA-templated transcription. NCBI's taxonomy places the organism in Eukaryota, Fungi, Ascomycota, Pichiomycetes, Serinales, Debaryomycetaceae. Bases 1 to 2826 code for a protein of 941 amino acids.
AUGAGCGACAGAGUGUCGUGGUCCAAAAACGGCUUCAUAGCCUACUCUGGAGCCGGAAACAGUAUCCACUUGACAUAUCUAGAGAACAUAAAUGGUCGAGAAUGGCAACUUGCCGAGCCCCAGAAAUUUAAGAUUACAGGCCACGAUGGUUCUGUGGCAGCAGGACCCCUCCUGGCGGUCUCUUGGAGCAACUUGAGCACGGAUCUUGCGGUUUGUGACCACCAGGGAAGUUUUUAUGUGCUUUUGGCUGGGGUGGGUGUGAUUGAUCACGAUACAAAUGGCACCCAUAAUGGAGUUGUGAAUGGCCAACGUAAUGGAUCACAAAAACCGUCUACAGCAUAUGAAUUGACAUCCUACAACCAAUUGGUGGUGACGUAUAGGGAUAUGGUGGGAGAGCGAAACGAGGUGGUUGCUUUAAAGUGGCUCAAUGUUGAAAAAAAUCAAAUUAUUCCCAAGCCAGCCGUUCUCGUACAAACAGCCAACGAGUCCUCGGCAGCCUACCAGUAUGGGGUCAGUCUGCACCAACCACUGGGUCUCUCGCAUCCGAUUUCCAGUAAGCAAGCGUGUGUAGUUCUUCGAAGAAACGGAGACCUCACUUUGUAUUACCAAGGAGAACAUAAGGUGGAUUAUUACAAGGUGAGUACAAAACUUGAGGGAACGUAUAUUACCCAUGGCUCAUUGGGACUUACCAAAGAUAAAUCGUUGGUGGUUGUUUCGCAUAACGGUUUGACCGGCAAAAUAUCGAUGCAUACAAUUCGAAUAGACUGGGGGUUCUUGGCCGAAUCUGCUUUAAAACAAAAAACAGAUCCUCACUAUAACACACCUGAAAGUUCCAAAACUCCCCCUAAACUUCUGGUUGAACAUUCUUACGAUAUGCUUCCCCAGCCCUUCGUGGUGGAUGCCACAAAUGAACAGUCUCAAGAUGGAUACACCCUCCUGUCCAUCGAUCUGAUAUCUACCUCAGCAAACUCAGAAUCCAAUUUGGACAUUUUCAUCUCCUACAAAUCCGGAAACUCCACUCAUUUGUACCAGUACGAAGUUGGAUACGCUGACGAUGUCAUUUCUCCGGAAUUUGCAGAGCUUGGCCGCAAAAAGGGCAUACAAGAAAAUCAGAAAACUUGCCCCAAGCUCAUACUAGUCAGCCGUGCGGUUCGGCCUGGGGUUUUAUUGUCUGUUCAGGCAGCAUUUUCUGAUAUCUUUGUUGUGUUCAACUACAAUGAUGGCAGGGUCGAUAUAAUGGAUCGAAGAAAAAUGGACAUCAUAGACCCCACGAAAUCAGAAAUGCCUCCUCACACCGUCUCCAGUAUAUUUGACGUUGGUUUCUCGUUCCAGACUCCUGGUGACAAAAAUAUCAUUCCAGGAAUGGUUGCGUAUUCACCCACCUUGACGGCAAGAGUGUACGCAUUUCCUGGAGAAGACUCUCCAAGAUUACACCUUCAAACAGUAUCAAAAAUCGAUUCCGUGGUAAACCCCAAAGUGCUUUUUUUGACGUCGGUGGGCUUUGCAUUUUGCCAUUCAUACGCCUGUUACUCCAACAUCUGUGCAGACGAUUUCAUAGUGAUGAUUCAACAGGAUAUUCUACGGGUUACAAAGAUAUUGCGCAAGACGCACCAAGAAAAAUCCCAUCAUAUCGAAGUUGUGGUCACAAAAUUCAUCGAGUCUAUCAUAUGUGAAUCGCACAAGGCUAUAAACUUUCAACUCGAUGCCUUUGGUAAAGAAUCAGUUGACAAAUUACUAUCGAAUCCACCUUUGCAAAAGCUUCUUUCAUUGCAAAUGGCACUUGGUGAAUUACAAGACCACGGAAAACUCAUCAGUGACCUUGCGUGGAUUGUACUCAAUCUUCGUAGCACAAGUUUUGGGAUAAUGUUUCUGUUGUCUAGCAUCUACCGCCAGGUCCUGAAAAAGAAACCUUCAGAAGAUACCAUGCAAGAUUCAGUGGCCCGGGCUGAGUGUAUUGUUUCUUUGAUAGGAAGCGUGCGUUGGUUGAUUGACCUCAUAAUCUACCUAAAUCAAGAGUUUAACCAGCUUGCAAAUAGCAAAGGUGACCCAUCCAUAAGCAAGCUUACCAUGAAGAACUCAGUUGUGUUACCAAUAGUCUUGAGUAAAGUACCUCGGUUGUUCUUGAUGUAUGCUCUAUCAUCCAUUCAAAAGACCCAUGAGACUCUCAAAAAAUUGCAUAAAGAUUUGGCCGAAUCUAACAAAUUAUUCCAGCCCAUGAAGGAAGCUUUGAACCGCUACUUUACCACAUGUGCUAAUUCUCCACUACAGAUAUCCUUGUUUGAAAGUUUCUUGCGGGACACAGAUGCUGUAAUCGCUAAGGAAAUCAGCCAGAAUCCCAAGUUUGAAAAGAAAGGAUACCAGCUUCGUGUCGAACAGAAAUUAGUGUUUCAGGGUGAGAUUAGCGAGGAGUAUAUCCCAAUUGCUACUGCGGUAGUUGGAAAAUAUGCCAACAAUAUCAGCCUCGACAUGAAAGUAUCCGAACUAUUUUUUUACGAUGUUGACUGGAUCGGUGUGGGCAUCCAAUGGUUCAAUGAUGAGUGUGUAGUGGUCGAAGGAUCUCACGAAGUCCUUUUACAGUAUCCUCAAGAACCAAAGCAAAUGGUACCUCGUUUGGCAUAUGGGACAAGAGACUGUAUUGAUGCACUAAGAAAGGUGGUUAUACCGAGAGGAAAAGGUGGAGCCAAAGUACGCAAGUGCACGAGAUGCAGAUCUGUGUCGUUAGUUAACGAUCCGUUGGUUUUCAAUGCCCCUACCACUCUUGGACUUUGGACGAUGGUUUUCCAACGAAGCUGCAUUUGCGGAAGCAUCUGGAUCAACACUGAAUAA